AUGGAUGACGCUGCUGUCCUCAAGCGACGAGGCUACCUCCUGGGGAUAAAUUUAGGACAGGGCUCCUAUGCAAAAGUAAAAUCUGCUUACUCUGAGCGCCUGAAGUUCAAUGUGGCAAUCAAGAUCAUUGACCGCAAGAAAGCCCCCGCAGACUUCUUGGAGAAAUUCCUUCCCCGGGAAAUUGAGAUUCUGGCCAUGUUAAACCACUGCUCCAUCAUUAAGACCUACGAGAUCUUUGAGACAUCACAUGGCAAGGUCUACAUUGUCAUGGAGCUCGCAGCCCAGGGCGACCUCCUUGAGUUAAUCAAAACCCGGGGAGCCCUGCAUGAGGACGAAGCUCGCAAGAAGUUCCACCAGCUAUCCUUGGCCAUCAAGUACUGCCAUGACCUGGACGUCGUCCACCGGGACCUCAAAUGUGACAACCUUCUCCUUGACAAGGACUUCAACAUCAAGCUUUCCGACUUCAGCUUCUCCAAGCGCUGCCUGCGGGAUGACAGUGGUCGAAUGGCAUUAAGCAAGACCUUCUGUGGGUCACCAGCAUAUGCGGCGCCAGAGGUGCUGCAGGGCAUUCCCUACCAGCCCAAGGUGUACGACAUCUGGAGCCUAGGCGUGAUCCUCUACAUCAUGGUCUGCGGUUCCAUGCCCUACGACGACUCCAACAUCAAGAAGAUGCUGCGUAUCCAGAAGGAACACCGCGUCAGCUUCCCACGCUCCAAGCACCUGACAGGCGAGUGCAAGGACCUCAUCUACCGCAUGCUGCAGCCCGAUGUCAACCUGCGGCUCCAUAUCGACGAGAUCCUCAGCCACUGCUGGAUGCAGCCCAAGGCAUGGGGAUCUCCCUCUGUGGCCAUCAACAAGGAGGGGGAGAGUUCUCGGGGAACUGAACCCUUGUGGACCCCCGAACCUGGCUCUGACAAGAAGUCUGCCACUAAGCUGGAGCCUGAGGGAGAGGCACAGCCCCAGGCACAGCCUGAGACAAAACCUGAGGGGGCAGCAGUGCAAAUGUCCAGGCAGUCGGAGAUCCUGGGUUUCCCCAGCGAGCCAUCGACCAUGGAGACAGAGGAAGGGCCCCCCCAACAACCUCCAGAGACGCGGGCCUAG
Nomascus leucogenys (northern white-cheeked gibbon) is the source of this 1101-nucleotide messenger RNA. RefSeq names its product testis specific serine kinase 1B (gene TSSK1B). The record is from RefSeq and is a predicted model, not a curated record. Gene Ontology annotation, cellular component: cytoplasm. Gene Ontology annotation, biological process: intracellular signal transduction; microtubule cytoskeleton organization; protein phosphorylation. Lineage: Eukaryota; Metazoa; Chordata; Mammalia; Primates; Hylobatidae. Gene Ontology annotation, molecular function: tau-protein kinase activity; protein serine/threonine kinase activity; ATP binding.